Molecule: messenger RNA, 1285 nt
Organism: Paralichthys olivaceus (Japanese flounder)
Lineage: Eukaryota; Metazoa; Chordata; Actinopteri; Pleuronectiformes; Paralichthyidae
Gene: hbegfa
Product: heparin-binding EGF-like growth factor a
Biological process (GO): epidermal growth factor receptor signaling pathway; positive regulation of cell population proliferation
Molecular function (GO): growth factor activity; epidermal growth factor receptor binding
Source: RefSeq, a predicted model, not a curated record
UCCUCGCUGCGCUCCUCUGUCUCUCUCCCUCCGAGAAGGUAACACCAAACAGACGGACUCCAUUCAAACCAACACACCGAGAAAAAGACCCAAAACACGGGAGGAGGAAUAUUCAGAGCCGGAACAGGUGGAAGGAAUACAACGUGUUGAUCUCUUUUUCUUUUAAAAGCAACAAAAAAAAAAGUGACUGGAAGUUUUCCUGGGGAGGGAAUGAUGAGGAUUUUCAGCGCCGCGCUCCUGAUGCUCGUUCACGCCUUGGCGGUGUCCAGGCCGACCAGUGGUGCUGCCGUUGACAGGUAUGAGAGUGACAGGCAGCGGCACACCGCCGUCAUCAACUUUAUGGACACGACCAAAGACAGAAGGGCAGAGGAUGAGAGCAGAAGCACCACAACGAUGGAGUAUGGCCAGCGAGGCGAGGAAGAGGAGUACGACGAUGAAUACUACUAUGGAGACGAGUAUGAAGAUGGCAUGUCUGGAGACUAUGACAUGGAGCUGCCACGAGUUGCCAUGUCGAGCCAACCCAAAGACCCGUCUGCCAUCCUGGAGACUGAGAGCACAGAAGGAAAGAGGAGGAGAGGAAAGGGAAGAAAGAGGGCGAAAGGCAAGGGAAGGAAGAGGAACCCGUGCCUGAAGAAGUACAAGGAUUUCUGCAUUCAUGGGGUCUGCCAGUUCCUGAGGGAAGUGCGUGAAGCAUCUUGUGUGUGCCACCCAAAUUACUCUGGCGAAAGGUGUCAGUUAUUCACGCUGCCUGUGUAUUCCCCCGAGGGCUACAACCGGACCACGGCUCUGGCUGUGGUGGCGGUGGUGCUGUCGUCCGUGUGCCUCACCAUCAUAGGUCUUUUAUUAAUGCUCAGGUUUCACAAGCGAGGGGCUUAUGACGUAGAGAACGAGGAGAAGGUCAAACUUGGGUUAGCAUCCAACCACUGAAGAGACAAUGAGAGGCAAAGAUGCAGAAAUUCUACCUCAUAAUAGAAAAGAGAAGGGAAACACGAAAGAGGAGGUCUUACAGGAAAAAAAGGAACGUACGCAAAGAAAAGGAACAGAGGGUGUUGUCUGUGUGAUCCUCCACUGGACGUUCAGGUGAAUGUGUCCCUGUAGACCUCAGAAGUAAAACGGGGCCGUCUGAUACUGGAAUACUCAAUGGCCCCCAGAUGAUGGAGCGGAGACAUGGCGAGCGUGAGGUGACGAAGACGAAGGAAGGAAUGAGGGGGAGAGAAGAGGAAGGGACAAGUCUAGACUCUGUGCUGCUUCUUGACUGUGUGAAAAGUCAUCUCAGACUGAACAA